Messenger RNA from Rosa rugosa (rugosa rose), 2376 nucleotides. Its product is annotated as G-type lectin S-receptor-like serine/threonine-protein kinase At5g35370. Bases 118 to 2034 code for a protein of 638 amino acids. Gene Ontology annotation, molecular function: protein kinase activity; ATP binding. The transcript has a single exon. NCBI's taxonomy places the organism in Eukaryota, Viridiplantae, Streptophyta, Magnoliopsida, Rosales, Rosaceae. The record is from RefSeq and is a predicted model, not a curated record. Gene Ontology annotation, biological process: protein phosphorylation.
CAUUAGUCAGUGCUGUUUCAGAGAGUAACUCCUCUGAGGGUGGUUAUACUCUUGCCGUAACCAGUGAGGAUAUGGUGCUGCAAUGGAAGGCCGGGCCAGACUUAUGCGAAAUUAUCCAUGGAUACAGAAGCUUACAAGAACUCAAAUACCCCCGUGUCUUAUAUGGAAAUGAACAGUACUGGUUUGCAUUUGGUUGGGGGUGAUGGCUUGCAGGUGGUUGUUCAAGUUCUUUUGGUACCAUCAGAUACAAAGAUUGCCAAGUUGGGAAAUGAAGGGGUUUUCAGAAUCAACAACAUGGAUGUCAACAAUAUGGUGGCGGAUUUUGCAAUGCCAGUAGAUACUUGCCAAGUUCCAUUCACAUGUGGAAAAAUGGGAUUAUGCAUGAAUCAGACGUGUAUAUGCCCUUCAGGUUUUUCCCUCAAGGAAUUGAAUAACAAUGGUUGUGUGCCAAAACAAGUCUUAGAAGAGACAAUCUCUUUGCCUUCUGCUUGUACUGCAAGAGGUAAUGUUAGUGAAUUCAAUUCCUCGACUUUUUAUGUGGAAAUGCAAAAUGGUAUAGAUUACUUUGUUAAUCAUUUCACUGAGCCUGUUAAGUAUGGAGUGACCUUAUCGCUAUGUCAGAAUCUAUGCUCACAAAAUUGUUCUUGCCCCGGCAUUUUCCAUAAAAAUUCAUCUGGUUCUUGUUAUCUUCUUGAUUACAAUUUGGGUUCCUUCGUGUUAAACUCUGAUGCUCAGGGAGGUCCAUUAGGGUACAUAAAGGCUUUCCUAAACGUUUCGACUGAGCAUAAGAAACAUAGUUUUCCAAUGUCAGCUUUGGUGGUGAUCAUAAUGUUGUCGGGGUUGUUCAUGAUAAUCACCAUGGUGGUCCUAGUAAUUAUAUGGUUGAGAAAGAAAAGGCCUACUGGAGUAAAUUUAGACAGAUGGGAUUCAUCUUCAUCAGCAGAGCUGGAGAUGAUCUCUAUUCCGGGUUUGCCCAGGAGGUUUAAUAAUGAAGAGCUUGUAGCUGCAACAGAAAAUUUUAAGAGCCAAAUUGGCAGUGGAGGAUUUGGUACAGUAUAUAAAGGUACUAUACUAGACAAUACUGUAGUGGCAGUGAAGAAAAUAACGAGUUUGGGAGACCGAGGGAAGAUGGAAUUUUGCGCAGAGACAGCAACAAUUGGAAGCAUCCACCAUGUCAAUCUGGUUAAGUUGAGAGGUUUCUGCAUCCAUGGGAGACAAUGCUUUCUUGUUUAUGAGUAUAUGAACAGAGGUUCAUUGGAGAAGAUCCUUUUUGGUAAUGGCCCGGUUUUAGAAUGGCCAAAAAGGUAUGAAAUAGCACUUGGAAUGGCAAGAGGACUUGCUUACUUGCACAGCGGAUGUGAACCCAAGAUCAUCCACUGUGACAUCAAACCGGAGAACAUUCUUUUACAUGAUGAUUUGCAAGUCAAGAUAGCAGAUUUUGGGCUUGCCAAGCUGUUAUAUGAUGAGAAAUCCAAACUAUUGACGACAUUGAGAGGAACUCGGGGCUACCUUGCACCUGAAUGGCUAACUAGCUGUGGAAUCACAGACAAAACUGAUGUGUACAGCUACGGUAUGGUUUUACUUGAACUUGUGAGGGGAAGUAGAAAUUGUUUGUUUCAGAGCAGUGGGAAUGAAAAUGGUGAAGGAAAUGGAUCGUCAUUCUCUUCUACCAAUUCGGAACUCCAAGUAAUAUAUUUCCCUCCAAUUGCAUUAGAAAUGCAUAAGCUAAAGAGAUACAUGGAACUAACAGACCCGAGGUUAGAGGGUCAUGUGAAGAGUGAGGAAGUUGAGAAGCUAGUGAAGGUAGCCUUGUGUUGUGUGCAUGUAGUGCCAACACUGAGGCCAAGUAUGAGCAAUGUGGUUGCUAUGUUGGAAGGCAGAUUACCAGUAGGGGAGCCCAGGAUUGAGGCACUUGAAUUUUUACAGUUCUAUGGUGGAAAAUUAAACGAGGCAUCCAGAAAGCUUAGAGGGAGGGGUUCAGUAGAAGAAGAAGAAGUUCUUUCUCUUAUGGCAGAGGAACUUACAUACCUCUGAUUGCAGCGAAAAUCCAAGCUGUGUUCGAGUCAGAUUUUUAUUUUAUUAUUAUUUUUUAUAUAUAUUUUUAGACAGAACUGUUGUUGGAGGUAAAUUUCUUGUUGCUUAAUUAUGUAAUAAUUUUCUCAUUGAAGGAGCUGUCUUCGUUUUCAGAAUUAAGGUGAUUUGUUCAUUGAAGUCGAUUCAACAAAUUUAUCGCUUAGUUUCUGAAGUUAGACAGGAGUCAGACAACUUAAUUAAGGUGUUGUGUCCAUGAAAGAGGGUCAUAUUUCAUUUCACCAUCUGUGUUAAUAUGUACUCAUUUGAUGUUGUUCUGAUGUGUGCUAUACUGCUUGAUGUCUU